Messenger RNA from Raphanus sativus (radish), 2815 nucleotides. Its product is annotated as phosphatidylinositol 4-kinase gamma 4. The record is from RefSeq and is a predicted model, not a curated record. The transcript is spliced from 9 exons. The coding region runs from base 1235 to 2638 and encodes 467 amino acids. Lineage: Eukaryota; Viridiplantae; Streptophyta; Magnoliopsida; Brassicales; Brassicaceae.
UAGCAAAAGUGAUUACUUUAAAAAGAAAGCCGUAAGAAUUAGAACCCAUUAAGAACCCAAGACCCUAGAAAGGUAGAAAGCUCAGCCCAAAACCUUGGCUGUGAAACCAAACUGAAAACGAGACGAACCCAGAUGAAGGAAGGAUUACGGGAAUAAAGAGAACCAGUAUUGAAUUAGCAGUGGCGAUCAUGCUAAUUCUGUUCUGAAUGAUGGUGGAUGAUCUGAUCAGGCGAUCGAUGGUUUCCACGGUGGAGCCUUUAAUUCCUCUCCCACCCAAAAGUUGUAGAUCACCGCUUGCCACGUCAGGGAUGGAAAGAUUUCAAGAGGCAGUUUGAGAGUGAGCGAUGAUGUCAUCCCAAGAUGAGAAGUGGGUCCCAGACUUGAUUGCAUGCAAAGUAGAUGUGAUCCGAUGUCGCAAAGUUGGGCCCGUUCAAACCAAAAAUUUAAUUGGGCCAAAUGAGGCCUAUUCUCAAAGAUAAAAGUUUGAAUUUGAAUUAUAUCUGUGGAUUGUGGAUUGAGAUCUCAUUUACGGUUACAGAGUGAGGCGGGAGAGAGCGAGAGGAGGUUCGAGACGAAUCAUGAGUCCAGCAAACGCGACGGAGAUCGAAAUCGCAGGUGGAGAUAAGUUCCAGGUGGGGAAGAUAUACGAUGUUAAGCUGACGACUGGAUUCGAGUUCAAGGGAUCGUCUUGGCGUAUGAUCCUGAUCCACCAUAGUUAAAAUUAAUCAUCACCGUAGUUUUUUUUCUUAUCUCUUCGACUUCGUCUAGUUGAGAACAUCGUUGGAGAUUCUUUUAGGUGGCUUUUGCUUCUUGCGCUUGAAAUUUUUUUGUUUGUUCCUUGACGUGGAUUUUACAAGAGGGAACGAUUCCGGAAACUGGAGAUUCGAUGAAUACACGAAUGGUGAAUGAUAAUUUCAUAUCGACGCUUACGUAUUUAGGGAAGUGUGAGGAUCCGCUCGCUUCGAAAGAGCGUUGGAUUGAUCUCUCUGGACUCGAAGAGAAAGAGGCGAUCGCUAUUAGGGAAAUCGAGAGCAUUGGUGUUGGUGUUACCGCAGAGGCGCAGAAGGUCUUCAACGACUUGUCUAAGUCGUAAGGAUCUUUUGAAUCUUUUUUCUUUUGUGGUGGUUGAGAAAGCGUAGAGUAUAUAAACUUGAAGAGGAAAAUCGAAAGCAUUGGUGUUGGUGUUGUAGAAGAGGCGCAGAAGAGCUUCGACGCUUUCUCUAAGACGUACCCUAUGGAGCAAGAUUUGGUUGUGGAGAUUCUCCCCUUUCCAGUUAUGAGGGCACAAAUUGUAGCUGUCAACAUGGCCUUGAAGAAGAAGAUUUUUGCGCAGAAGAGUUCUCGUGCAAGUAAUGGAGUGUACUUCUUCAUGGACGACAAAAUGAAGAAGGUGGCAGUCUUCAAACCGGAAGAGGAAGAAGAUGAGGGAGAUGGUCGUUGGAGGAAAGGAGAAAAAGCCAACAGAGAGGUGGCUGCAUAUUUGUUGGAUUUGCCCAAGGACAGAGAAGGAGAUGGAUUCGGAGGUGUCCCUCCAACAACAAUGGUUCGUUGCGUGGACUUCAAAGGGGACAGAGAGAAAAGGUGGAUAAAAGGAUCGCUACAGCAGUUCAUUCCAAACCAGAAGUGGUAUGUCCAUGGUGAGAGCAGUGAUGAUAUUUUCAGUCUCCCAGAUUUCCAGAAGAUGACACUUCUGGAUAUCCGAUAUGGCAACACGGACAGAAACCAGGACAACAUACUUAACAAAGGAGGCAAGUUGAUUCCUAUAGACCAUGGAGAGUGCUUUCCCAAAGAGUUUUAUGCUAGCAGGCUUGAUUGGACAAUAUGGAAGAUGGCAGUGAUCCCGUACUUGCCUGAGAUGGUCGAGUAUGUGAAGACUUUGGACGUGGACAAAGAUUUGGAGAUUUUGAGAACAAAUGGCAUAGAACUGGCAGAUAGAGCUAAGUUUGUCUUCAGAAUUCAACACAUGGUGUUGAAACUAGGUGUUUUAGGGGGCUAUGUCCCCAAAGACAUUGGAGACCUGUUAAUCCGAGGUCUCGGUACACUCUAUUAUAACUGCAUGGCACGCUGUACUGACGUAACUCUAAUAUUGAACUCUUUAGAAGACAGUAUAAAAGACGCUUUGCAGUUUACUAGAGACUCAAGGACUGAAACAGAGUCGAUGGCUCAGAGAGAGUCGAUGGCUCAGAGAGAGUCGAUGACUCAUAGAGAGUCGAUGCUUAGCAGAGAAGAGAGAAAAACAGAGACCAAACCUCGAGAAAGCAUAUUCCGUCGAACAUUACGCCUCCGAUCGCAGGUUGAUGGGAUUAAGGAAGUGGACAAGGAGAAGAGUUCAACAAGAACUGUGAGCUCCAGAAGUGCAUACCUUCACAACAUAAAAGAAGAGGCGAUCGCUACUAGGGAAAUCAAGAGCAUUGGUGUUGGUGCUACCGCAGAGGCACAGAAGAUCUUCGAUGCUUUCUCUAAGACGCUUCCUGUACAGUGGGUAAACAAAGACAUUCUGGUAUCGGGAGAAGUGCGUAUCUGUAGCCCUUACCAUGAUGAUUGUGUCACUGGAGGAACUACUACUGCCAGGGAUCAAAUAAAGGCUGUGCUGAAGCAGGUGAGACAGGAGUUGCAACUUGGCACUGGAGACAACUGAAGUAGGAUAAAGCCGCUACUUUCCAGAGAAAUACUCUAGACUUGUUGGUACCUUGUGUAAAUUUGCUGAUUCAUGAUCGCAGAGUUUACUUGGGUGUUGAAAAAGAACACAGAGAGUGUUAAAGUUUUCUUCUGUAUAGCAAAUUUGAAUAUCCAAAACAAUACAUGUUUAGAGGCA